This is a messenger RNA of Lottia gigantea (owl limpet), 1047 nucleotides long. RefSeq lists its product as hypothetical. The annotation marks the transcript as partial. Lineage: Eukaryota; Metazoa; Mollusca; Gastropoda; Lottiidae. The record is from RefSeq and is a predicted model, not a curated record. The transcript is spliced from 2 exons.
UGGUGUAUACUAUAUACAGGUGUGUACUAUAUACUGGUGUGUACUAUAUACUGGUGUGUACUAUAUACUGGUGUGUACUAUAUACUGGUGUGUACUAUAUACUGGUGUGUACUAUAUACUGGUGUGUACUAUAUACUGGUGUAUACUAUAUACUGGUGUGUACUAUAUACUGGUGUGUACUAUAUACUGGUGUGUACUAUAUACUGGUGUGUAUUAUAUACAGGUGUAUACUAUAUACUGGUGUGUACUAUAUACUGGUGUGUACUAUAUACUGGUGUGUACUAUAUACUGGUGUGUACUAUAUACUGGUGUGUACUAUAUACUGGUGUGUACUAUAUACAGGUGUGUACUAUAUACUGGUGUAUACUAUAUACUGGUGUGUACUAUAUACUAGUGUAUACUAUAUACUGGUGUUGUGUACUAUAUACAGGUGUGUACUAUAUACUGGUGUGUACUAUAUACUGGUGUGUACUAUAUACAGGUGUGUACUAUAUACUGGUGUGUACUAUAUACUGGUGUGUACUAUAUACUGGUGUGUACUAUAUACUGGUGUGUACUAUAUACUGGUGUGUACUAUAUACUGGUGUGUACUAUAUACUGGUGUGUACUAUAUACUGGUGUGUACUAUAUACUGGUGUGUACUAUAUACUGGUGUAUACUAUAUACUGGUGUGUACUAUAUACUGGUGUGUACUAUAUACUGGUGUGUACUAUAUACUGGUGUGUACUAUAUACUGGUGUAUACUAUAUACUGAUGUGUACUAUAUACUGGUGUGUACUAUAUACUGGUGUAUACUAUAUACAGGUGUGUACUAUAUACUGGUGUAUACUAUAUACAGGUGUGUACUAUAUACUGGUGUGUACUAUAUACUGGUGUAUACUAUAUACAGGUGUGUACUAUAUACUGGUGUAUACUAUAUACAGGUGUGUACUAUAUACUGGUGUGUACUAUAUACUGGUGUGUACUAUAUACUGGUGUGUACUAUAUACUGGUGUGUACUAUAUACUGGUGUGUACUAUAUACUGGUGUAUACUAUAUACUGGUGUA